AUGUUGUUCAAUCGCCCUUCGAAUGAGAAGGGUGUGGCAUGGCCAGCUAUCUUAGUUGGCUUAUUCGCGUCAUUUGGCGGUAUUCUCUAUGGAUACGACACCGGGACUAUUUCUGGUAUCCAGACCAUGCCUUUCUGGAUCGAGGAAUUCAACCACCCUAACACUGGCCGUAUCGCCUUAAUUGUCUCUAUCUUGUCGGUUGGUACUUUUGUUGGUUCACUCGCUUCGGGUGUCCUGGCAGACAUUACUGGCCGAAGAUGGGGAAUCAUCUUAUCUGUUAUGUUACCUUUCAACCUUGGGGUUGCCCUCCAAACUGCUGCCACAUCGCAGCCAAUGUUCAUUGCUGGCCGCUUCUUCGCCGGUCUAGGAGUUGGUUUAGUUUCUGCACAAGUCCCCAUGUAUCAAUCCGAGACUUUGCCAAAGUGGAUUAGAGGCGCUGUUGUUGGUUGCUACCAACUGUGUAUCACGAUCGGCCUUUUCCUAGCCGCAGUUGUUAGCUGGGCAACGAAAGAUAGGAACGACAGUGGAAGCUAUCGUAUACCGCUUGCCGUUCAAUUUGCAUGGGCGCUGAUUCUGACUGGAGGAUUGCUCGUUCUCCCAGAGACCCCACGUUUUCUUAUUAAGAAAGGCAACGACGCCCAGGCUGUGAAGUCUUUGGCUUUCCUCCGCCGCUUAAAGGCCGAUGACCCACAACUCAUUUCUGAAUUUGAAGAGUUAAAGGGAAACUGGGAAUACGAGAAGACCAUCGGUUCCUCAUCUUACCUCGAAUGUUUCAAAGGUGCUGUCCUCAAGCGCACGCUUACUGGUAUUAUCCUUCAGUCUCUCCAGCAACUCGUCGGUAUCAACUUCAUUAUUUAUUACGGUACGAGCUAUUUCGCCACCAACGUCGAAGGACUUCCCGACUCCUUUAUAUUGCAAGUGAUUAUCAACUCGAUCAAUGUGGUUAUGACUCUCCCUGGUCUUUGGGCAGUUGAGCGAUUUGGGCGUCGUCCAGUCCUCCUGACCGGAGCACUUGGUAUGGGUAUCUCCCAGUACAUUGUUUCGGCGUGCGGCGCGGCGACCCCAAUUACGAAUUUCCCGUCACAGUGUGCCCAGUUCGCUUUUAUUUGCAUUUACGUCUCUUUCUUCGCAUCUACUUUUGGCCCUUGCGCCUGGGUUGUUACGAGUGAGAUAUUCCCCCUUCAGAAUCGUGCUAAAGGCCUUGCCAUGACAACUGCGGCGAACUGGUUCUUCAACUGGCUGUUGUCCUAUAUAACCCCUUACCUCACCGGAGCACUCAACCCAACCCAGUCCAACGUGUUCUGGAUUUGGGGCAGCUUCUGUUGGAUCGCUGCGGUGUUUGUCUACACCAUGAUUUACGAAACCAAGGGUUUAUCACUUGAGCGGGUCAACGCGCUCUACGAGAAUGAACCAAAGGCAUGGAAGAGCCCCGGUUAUCGAUCUGAACAUCGCGAGUUCUCUGUUACUUCUAUGGAUGAGAAAUGA
Penicillium verrucosum is the source of this 1485-nucleotide messenger RNA. RefSeq lists its product as uncharacterized. Gene Ontology annotation, molecular function: carbohydrate:proton symporter activity. Gene Ontology annotation, biological process: carbohydrate transport; transmembrane transport. Gene Ontology annotation, cellular component: membrane. Bases 1 to 1485 code for a protein of 494 amino acids. The transcript has 5 exons. The record is from RefSeq and is a predicted model, not a curated record. Lineage: Eukaryota; Fungi; Ascomycota; Eurotiomycetes; Eurotiales; Aspergillaceae.